GACAGUAACACACACCACACCAUUCUCUCUCCCUCCAUUAAAACAAAUCACACUCUCCACUUCACUCUCAAAUCACAAUCACAACAAAAAUAAAAGAUUUAUAAAAAAUAAAAUAAAAUGGGGGGAUUGUGUGACCUCUCUGACACAGACGAGUCUGCAAUUGAAGAAAUAAUCUCGCAGGCACAAGACGCAUGCGUUUUGGAGCAAGUUUCCGCCAUCAAUUGCUCCGCAAUCACUGACUCUGCUCUUCCCACUGACCUCGAAUCCCGUUUCCGCAAGCUCAAAUCUUUCCCAGCCACCAAACCCAAGCAAAUUCCCCACACCCUUUCUACUCUCCAUAAGGGUAAUGACCAAAGUCCCGAUUUUUCUCCUUCUAAAGAGAACCCAGAUGACCCUAAAUUAAAAUUACCAUCUGGGUGUGUCUCUUCGCCUCAGAAAAAGGGGUCGGAAGCAAAAUCUAAACAUGGGUCUGUUUCACUUUCGCCCCCUUUUGGUUCUGCUUCUGGUUCUUCACAUACCUCUGAAGAAAGCUCAGUGUCUUCGGUGUUCAAGCCAACGCAAAAAGACGAAGGAAAGCGUUCGAGACAAAAGUCUCUGUUUUCUUCUCUUGGGUCUUCGAAUUCGUUGAUGGGUGGUUCCCCAUCGCCGCCUCGAAAAGUUGGUUUUUUCUGGUGCUCUCCGAAGAAGGAGAAGAAGAAAAGCAAGGAGAACAAUGUUGUUGUUGUUGGGUGGGAUAAGAGUGAUGAGUUGUUAUCGGAUUUUGGAAGUUUCUCGAGCAAGCAGCAGCAGAAAAUGCUGAAGAAGGCAUUGAAAGAAGAAGAGAAAAUUAGCCGCGAGGCUGAGAAGAUUGUUGAAUGGGCUAAGCAUGCAUCUGCUAGGAUGAAUGUUUCUGGAAUUGAUGACGAGCUUAGUGAUGAUUAGAGUACAGAGCACUACAUUUUCUCUAUCAUUUGAUGCUUCAUACCUCACAGAGAGAGAAAGAGAGAACUUGUUAUAAGGUGUUGCAAAUAUAUUGCCUUAUUCGUUUUGGUACACUAUCAUGUGUUGGUGUUUACAUCUAUACAAAUGCCUUACAGAGUUUGGUGAUUGUCUAUAUUGUGCUAUACAAUGGAGAUGUUUUGGGCAAUUGUAUUUUAAUUUGAUGAUCUUCAUAGUGUUUUCUCUUUUCAGUAUAUGUAAAUGCAAAGUAGUAUUUGGAGCAUUACGAAGUUUUAUACACCGGUAAUUUGUUGCAGGUUUACAACCCUAAUCUUCUGUGUUCAAAUUUGGUGUUUGUUUAUGGAGUUCAUCGGAUUUAUAUUUGUUGUGUCAAGGUUACACAAUUAAGGGCAAGCAUAAGCCACUGGCCUCUAUUUUUUUUUUUUUUUUUUUUUUUCUGUUUGAAUUGAAAAGAUUGGAAUUUCUCUCUUCAAUCUUUAUUCUUAUUUUUGGGUACAUUCUUUAAUAUCACUUUAAAAUAUGCGAAUGCAUUGUUGUUAUUAUUUUGACAUAUCAAGCAUUUUUCGGAGUUGCUAGUUAACGAGGAAGUUAUUUAAUAUGUGCUUUUUUAACAGAGGAAAUUAUCUUACAAGUUCAACACAAUGCAAAGGAAACUAAUAAUGUAUCAAGCAUUGUGUUUCAAGUGGACUACCCGUUAAACUGUUUGGCUGGGAGAGCCUACUUUUCCAUGGACCUAUUAUGUGCAUGGUGUUGCUUCAUGGGAUUGUCACUUGAAUCCCUGGAAACACAUUGCAUACAAGUCAAAUAUAAAAAUUAAAUAAUAAACAAAUAUCAAACAAAUCUGCAAAGGAAGCUAUGUUUAUAAGCCGACUCUAAUCCUUCAAGUUCAUGUGAUCUUAAACAAGCAACAAAGUUCAUACCCCUUUUUUUUUUUUAUUCAUCGAUUACUUAACUAGUCCGAUUCAAGACAGGUAAGACAACGUAAGCUUUUCUUACCAAGUUUUAACACAGCUGCAUUUCUAGGGACUCUCGAACUCGAGACCGCUAAUUAAGCUGGAAUAAUCUUUUAUCAGUUGAUCCACGUGUUUGGUGGUAUACUUUUUUAUUUCUUUGUUUCUAGCUCACAACUUUGCAGGUUUAUUGCAUACAUGUUAAAGACGGGGGAGAAUCUGAUAUACGUUUUCAGCAGUCAGAAAACCUUUAAGGAAGCUAUCUUAAUAAGCUGACUGUGAUCCUUCAAGUGCAAGUGCAUGUGACUCUAUCUGUAUAUGAUAUUAAACAAGCAAGAAAGUUCAUGCUUUUUUUCUUUUUUCUUUUUUCUUUAUUUGGCACAAACUUUGCAGGCUCAUUACAUGCAUGUGAAAAACAUCGAGGAGGAGAAUCUGUAUGCAUUUUCAGCAGGAAGAAAACCUUUAAGGAAGCUAUGUUUGUACAUUGCAUGCAUGUGAAAAAACAUAAGGAAGAAUCUGAUAUACAUUUUCAGCAGGGAGAAAAGCUUUAGAAUUUCAUAUACAUCCGCCAUUUACAACCACAUCUUUAGAAUCUAAUUUGGACGAAGAUCCUAUAGAACGUCCUGAGCUGUUCAAUAUGCCAUCAAUCAUGCUUGGUUGUAGCAUUCGCUCAAGCAAGCAGAAAAGAAAAAAGACAAUAUAGCUGGAGGCAAAUGUAAAGCAUUCGAAGUGAUGUGCAUAGCUUUUAAUUAAUUAGUCCAGUAUGACCAUGUAUCAAAUUCUUUGGGAUCUUAUGCUCAUGUAUA
This is a messenger RNA of Gastrolobium bilobum, 2695 nucleotides long. RefSeq lists its product as uncharacterized. NCBI's taxonomy places the organism in Eukaryota, Viridiplantae, Streptophyta, Magnoliopsida, Fabales, Fabaceae. The transcript has 2 exons. The record is from RefSeq and is a predicted model, not a curated record. The coding region runs from base 118 to 921 and encodes 267 amino acids.